AUGGAAGACGAAGAUUUUACGCGAGUAUUUAACUUAUUUAAAAAGAAAGAAUUAAGCAACGAAGAGGUCAAUCUGCAAGUACAAGCCGAUCGUGUCCUUUACGUGAUUCGUAGAACUUUGUUCAAAUUAAAUAUGCUGGCGCAUAUGCCGAUGUUUCUGGAAGACGACGCCCGCCUCUUGGAGCACAGUUUAAAACCCCACGAGCUUCAAUUCGCGCUGGAUUUGCUUUCAUCCUGCGGUUGCUGCUUAGACACGAAGAGAACCACCGAAAAAGCCAAGGAAGCGCGAUUGUCGCAGUUUUUUCCAGCGUUCGCAAAGAUUAACAAGCAAGCGAAAAAGGUGCCCGUUAUCAGUCAUAUGGAUGAAUUUCCCGAUCCUGCGAUUUUCCAACUCGUCGAUAUCCUGUUUUACAACAAGUGCAUUCGAAAGGCUAUCAAAAACGCCACCGAUCCACCGAUAGACAAGAACGUCGUGACCUUCAUGUUAUGGCUAAGCAGAUUGAAGGAAACCGUGAAACCUCUAAUUUACACAACUGGAGGGAACCACUUUAAGAACGAACAGGAACUGAGGGCUGUGUAUAGAAUGAACGUAUCCCUAGUGAAAGAAAUCGUCGAGUUGCGGCAAAAACUGCAUCACCAACGGGAGGAAUUCAAGCAGCAGCUGGAGCAGAAACGCGAACUAGCCGAGAGCUACAGAGAGAAGAGAUCCAAAUCGAUCACCUUCAUCGACAUGGAUUGCAAAAAAACCGUGCAAUUCUCCGAGGACCAAAUGAUGAAGGUGUGCCUGAGCAGCGAGUCCCGCCAGGCGGAGCUCACCGAAGAGGCCGAGCAAAUCGUCCACACCUACGACACCAUCCUCCGGCAGAACAUCGAAGAGGAGAACAAGGAGCGCGCGAAGCGGCUGAAGGUCGAGUCGCAGCUGAUGGGCUGGAUCAACACCUUCGAUCAGGACAGCAUGGAGAAGCAGGCCACGUGGGAGGAAGCGAUGGAGGAGUUCAACGCUUUGAAUACCAAAAUGGCGGAUAUGAACCGGAAGCUGGCCGCCCAGGAUUUGGUCUACGCCAACGUCCUGAAGGAGAAGGCUGAAGAGGAGGAGAGGAUAUUUAAUGAAAUGGCUUAUCAAUUGUAUUUGCGUAGGUGCGCUGUGAGACUUACCGUUUAUUGGAGGAUGUUCGUGACCAAGAGGUUGAUGAAGAAGAAGAAACGU
This is a messenger RNA of Phyllotreta striolata, 1206 nucleotides long. Lineage: Eukaryota; Metazoa; Arthropoda; Insecta; Coleoptera; Chrysomelidae. The record is from the annotation of a GenBank genome assembly.